AUGUUGUCCAAGUCAAUCAUUGCUGCGACUACUUUCGCACUAGCCGUUUCGGCCCAGACGUCUACCAAAUGCAGCCCGCUGAAGCAAGACUGCCCCGCUGAUCCGGCCGUCGGCAAAAAAGGCAUCAGCUGCGACUUCACCAAGGGCGCAUGCGACGCCCUUGAGCACAUUGCCGGCAAGGCCGUCACCUACGGCUCGCAGGGCGCCGUGAGCGCCGUGGACGCGCCGCUUCAGGCACCCACCCUCGUGUCCAAGGAGUCCAUCUUCUUUGGCCGGGUCGAGGUCGAGAUGCAGGCGGCGCCCGGGCAGGGCGUCGUCACCAGCAUCGUGCUGCUGUCGGACGACCUCGACGAGAUUGACCUCGAGGCCCUCGGCUCCACCAACGACAACAUCCAGUCCAACACCUUUUCCCGCGGCGACCAGGAGAAGCACGACCUGCUCGGCCUGCUCCCCGUCAGCGACCUCACGGGCGCGAGCCACAAGUACACCGUCGACUGGACGACGGACCGCAUCGAGUUCUCCGUGGACGGCGCGGUCAAGCGCACGCUGCGCCGCGCCGACAUCCCCGAGCGCUACCCGGAGAGCCCCAUGCAGCUCAAGGUCGGCGCGUGGGUGGCCGGCUACAAGGACGGUGACGAAGGCCGAACCCACUGGGCGGGCGGCAUUGCCGACUUUUCCAAUGGUCCUUCGUCGUCUUUCUUCAAGAGCAUCAAGGUCACCGACUACGCGGGUGGGAGCUCCGCCACGGACAAGGACGUCAAGGAGUACACGUACGGCGACCGAUCGGGCAGUGCGAAGAGCAUCCAGAUUCACCUCGCUGAUGGUUCGACCACGACAGCUGAUAGCCCCUCGUCUGGGUCUGAUAGCAGCAGCAGCAGCAGCAGCAGCAGUGCUAGUAGCAGCACUGAGACUGAGACUACCAAGUCGAGCUCUACCAAGUCGAGCUCUACCAAGUCGAGCUCAGCCGAGCUUCCCACAACUGCCACCACCUCUACCAAGGAGACUCCUACCACGGAGAGUUCUGCAACCACAAGCGAGGGCAAGACACACUCGACUGGCUCGACCAACUCGACCAUAGUCACCAAGACUACCACCGGUACCCAGACUACUGACGGUUCCGGCACCGCCACGCAGAGUACCACUGUUUCGAGCCAGACUACCAAGCCGACCAGCGGUGCCGCUGCUGGUAUGGCCAUUGGCGCGGGCCUUGCUGCCGUUGCCGCAUUCCUCGCCCUGUGA
This is a messenger RNA of Akanthomyces muscarius, 1239 nucleotides long. RefSeq lists its product as uncharacterized. Gene Ontology annotation, molecular function: glycosyltransferase activity; hydrolase activity, hydrolyzing O-glycosyl compounds. The transcript has 2 exons. Gene Ontology annotation, cellular component: fungal-type cell wall. Gene Ontology annotation, biological process: carbohydrate metabolic process; fungal-type cell wall organization. NCBI's taxonomy places the organism in Eukaryota, Fungi, Ascomycota, Sordariomycetes, Hypocreales, Cordycipitaceae. The record is from RefSeq and is a predicted model, not a curated record. Bases 1 to 1239 code for a protein of 412 amino acids.